Penicillium argentinense is the source of this 975-nucleotide messenger RNA. RefSeq lists its product as uncharacterized. Bases 1 to 975 code for a protein of 324 amino acids. The transcript is spliced from 3 exons. NCBI's taxonomy places the organism in Eukaryota, Fungi, Ascomycota, Eurotiomycetes, Eurotiales, Aspergillaceae. The record is from RefSeq and is a predicted model, not a curated record.
AUGUCGCUCGUCUGCGCAGUUUCGGCAUUCGAUGGUCUUCAAUCAGCAUCCGAUGCCGUGUUCAAAAGUUGCACAGAAGGCAGAGAUGCUAUUUACGCUGAUGGGUGGAAAGGAUGGCCAGAGGAUGCAAAUCAGGAGGAUUUCUUGACUUGGUUUGCAGAUCUGAGCGAAAUGCUGGCCAAACUCUCGAAAGACUACAAUCCAAAUUCGACGCAUAUGCGAAGGCCACUAGCACAGCCCAACAAGCCUAUUCAAGGCUCUACAGCAGAGCGCAAACUGGAUAUUGGCUUCGUGAGUGACACUAACGCGGGCAAGGAUACCCGAUGUCAGUGGUCAGAGAUCCUCGUGCCUGGAGAGCUGAAAACCAAUCCAUCUGCCGAUACCACUUCCAAGGCAUGGCUUGACUUGGGGAGGUACGCCAGGGAAGUCCUUGCAGCCCAAGAUACCCGUCGCUUUGUCUUAGGCUUUACUCUCUGUGGAUCUCUAGUGAGGGUAUGGGUCUUUGACCGCCUGGGAGGAGUCGCAUCCGAGCGUUUUGAUAUCAACGAGGAUGGUCUCCAGUUUGUGUCCACCAUUCUUGGUUUUCUAUGGAUGAGCGAGGCGGAAUGUGGAUUUGACCCUACAAUCAUCACGAAAGACGGCCGGCGAUUCAUCGAGAUAGAGCAGAAUGGGCAUGCCGAGCGCGUCGUCCUCGAGAAAUUGAUGAAACGAGCACCUUGCAUCGCGGGUCGAGCAACAACGUGUUGGAAAGCGCGUCGCGAAGAGGACCCUGAGGUUCCGCUCGUUGUCAAAGACUCUUGGCAAUACACAAAACGCGACGAAGAAGGCGAUCUCCUUCAAGAAGCCACGGAAAAAAGGGUGGGGAUUGACGAGAAGGUAGUGAAGAAUAUCUUGGAGAUUUGGAUGCGAUUGGUUGAUGAUGAUUUGAAAAAAGAUACAGAACUGCAGAAAAUGGGAAGAUACAAGGGAAUUUAA